AUGACGGGAGCUAUAUUGCAUAAGUCUCCAGACCCAGAGAAGACCAUCCCGGUCACUACCAAAGUAGACGAUGUCGACGUCGGCCAGAUUUCGCAGCUCGAUGAAGCGGAGAUCUUUCUGCACGAGCAUGGAGUAUCCCAUGAACAGCUCCAGGAGAUGCUCAAUGACCCUGUUCGGACGAAGAAACUACGCAGACGGAUCGAUAUGAUUCUGCUGCCGCUCAUGUGUGGUACAUACUGUCUGCAGUACAUUGACAAGCAGGCUCUCUCUUACAGCGCUGUGUUUGACCUGUUUACCGAUGCUCACAUCGACAGUAACCAGUAUAGCUGGCUGGCCAGUAUCUUCUACUUUGGGUACCUUUUCUGGGAGUAUCCCGCGAGCUACAUUGCCCAACGGUUUCCUAUCGGAACCGUCGUAUCAUCCUUCGUAAUCGCCUGGGGCGCCAUCCUCAUGAUUACUGCCAGCUGCAGCAACUUCAACGGCCUCGCCAUCUGCCGCUUUCUGCUUGGAUGCUUCGAAUCCCCCAUCACCCCCUGCUUCAUGAUGAUCGUGGGAAUGUGGUACGUCCGUCAAGAGCAGCCCUUUCGCGCCGGCAUCUUCUACUGCUGCAACGGCGUGGGAUCAAUGGUCGGCGGUCUCCUCACCUACGCAAUCGGUCAACUGGACACCUUUCCCGUCUGGCGUGCUGUGUUUCUAAUCUGCGGCGGCGCCACCAUCAUCUGGGGUAUUCUCAUGAUGCUCUUCCUCCCGAACAGCAUCCUCUCCUGCAAGCGCUUCACCGCUGAAGAAAAGAUUCUUCUCAUCGGCCGAGGAAAGCAAAACCAAACCGGCAUCCUCAACCGCUCCAUAAAAUGGUAUCAAAUCCGCGAAGCCCUCCUCGACCCCCAAGUAUGGCUACUCUUCCUCUUCACCCUCCUCAACGAGACCAUUAACGGCGGCGUCGCAAACUUCGGCAAACUAAUCAUUAAAUCCCUCGUCACCAACCCCCUCCUCACCACCGUCCUCGCCAUCCCCCAAGGCGCCUUCCAAGUCCUCUUCAUCCUGACCGGAACCUACCUCUCCACCCGCUACCAAAACAUCCGCACCCUCAUCAUGGCCCUCUACCUCAUCCCCACCAUCAUCGGCGUCUGUCUCCUCUGGAAACUCCCCCGUACGAACCGCUAUGGCGUGUUAUUCGGCUAUUACAUUAUCGGCUCCUUCGUAACCCCCCUCGUCCUCUCCCUCCAACUCCCCUCCAGCAACAUGGGCGGAUACACGAAGCGCGUCACCGCCACCGCAUUCGUCUUCCUGGCCUACUGUAUCGGGAAUAUCAUCGGUCCGCAUGCGUUUCUGGCCCGCGAGGCGCCGGUAUAUGAGACGGGUUGUAAAUUGAUUCUGGGGUGUGCCGUAUGUCAGGUUUUUUGUGCGGGGGUGUUGAGGGGCGUUUUGGUGGGGAGGAAUAGGAGGAGGGAUGGGGAGGUUCGGGUUGAUGUUGGGGAUGGGGAUGGGGUGGAUGCGGGGGUGGGGCAGGGGGGAGGGGAGGGGGAUGGGGAGGUGAUGGCUGAUUUGACGGAUUUUGAGAAUCCGCGGUUCCGGUAUGUUUAUUGA
This is a messenger RNA of Aspergillus ibericus CBS 121593, 1587 nucleotides long. Its product is annotated as putative MFS transporter. Gene Ontology annotation, molecular function: transmembrane transporter activity. The transcript is spliced from 10 exons. Gene Ontology annotation, cellular component: membrane. The record is from RefSeq and is a predicted model, not a curated record. Bases 1 to 1587 code for a protein of 528 amino acids. Lineage: Eukaryota; Fungi; Ascomycota; Eurotiomycetes; Eurotiales; Aspergillaceae. Gene Ontology annotation, biological process: transmembrane transport.